AUGUUACCUACUGUUCGAAUUGACGGCAAAACUCGUCGUCUUAGUGUAUCAAGUAAUAAUCACCGUCGAUUUUCGAUCAUUUCAAAGAAUUUUGAUAAUGAAUAUUCUAAUCAACAACAAAUUCAAGUUAUUGAUUCUGAAUUAUCCCAACCACUUCCUAAUUCUGAUGGGAUCACGAAUCGACAUCGAUUAACACAGAUCAUUUCUAUUGUUGAUAAUAAUAAUAAUAAAGAAAAUAUUGUUAAACCAAAAGGUUUAUAUCUUUUAUUAUUUAUUAUUGAACCGAUUCUUGCCAGUUGUAUUCUCUUUCCAAUAUUGGUUCUCUUCUGGGAUUGUGGAUGGAAUCUUAUUGUUACAAUGUUAAAUUCAUUGAAUGACUAUGCAUUAACUUAUAAUCUUGAUGGACUUGAUUAUACUGACUAUGGAUAUGGUGAUUAUUCUCCUCAAUCUUUAAUUAUUUCGUAUAUAGUUGAUGAAAUUCUGUUACUUAUUUUGUAUCUUAGUCAAGAUUUAUUUUACGAUUUUCUUAAAAUACAAAAAUCUAUUAUUAGAAUGAUUUUGAUUAAAAUUCAUAUAUUAAUAUUAUCAUUUCUAUAUAUUAUUCAAUGGGAAAUGAUCUGGACUAUAUUGGAUCAAUAUACUCCUCUAGAUUGGCCAUUUAUGAUGAUUUUCUCAAUAGCAUCAGUCUUUAUUCUAAUUGUUAUUACAGGAACAUUAUCAGAUUUAGUUUGUUCUCCAUUUGUUGUUAGUUAUGAUUCGAUUGAAUAUUGUGUUCAAUUUGAAUGUCCUCUUCUCACAGAACAUAUGAAUCGAUGGAAAAUCAAUUUGAUGAAUUUUAUAUUAUAUGAAAUUAUAAUUUCUAAUCUUACAAUUAUUAUAUGGCAUGGUUUUUAUGUUAUUCUAGAUCAAUAUUUGUAUGUUGAUGAUAUUAAUAAAUCGAUUUGGGUUUGUAUAAUAAUUGGUUACGCUCUUUAUUUUCCAUUGAUGUAUUGUCAAUAUUACUCGGAUAAAAUUAAUUUAAAAUAUGACUUUUUCACUUUUUUUUCAUUGAAUUUUCCACAAUUUCAUCGAAAUAUUGUUCAUGGAUUAGCCUUUGCGUCAUGUUUAUUUAUUUGGCAUGGCUUUUGGGUUACAUAUGAUACUUAUCUAUAUAUAUUCGAACAAUAUUAUCAGACAUAUUUAUUAAUGAUUUUUCUUGUAUUUGGAUUCUUAUCUCUCAUUCAAACAUUUUCGUCAAUGAAUGGUCCAUUGAAAAGUAUGGAAGAUAAGUAUCAUUUUUUUCCUGUUUAUCCACAUUGCUACAUUUCAAAAGUUGUUUACAACUUCUCUCAAAUAUCGUAUUUUCAAUCCAAGAACAUGAAUCGAUCUACACGAAUUUUUCCUUUUGAAACUUCAGCAGAUGAUCGCAAAUUAAAUAAAUGA
Adineta steineri is the source of this 1422-nucleotide messenger RNA. Lineage: Eukaryota; Metazoa; Rotifera; Eurotatoria; Adinetida; Adinetidae. The record is from the annotation of a GenBank genome assembly.